Fusarium subglutinans is the source of this 798-nucleotide messenger RNA. RefSeq names its product 37S ribosomal S25 mitochondrial. Gene Ontology annotation, molecular function: structural constituent of ribosome. The coding region runs from base 1 to 798 and encodes 265 amino acids. The record is from RefSeq and is a predicted model, not a curated record. NCBI's taxonomy places the organism in Eukaryota, Fungi, Ascomycota, Sordariomycetes, Hypocreales, Nectriaceae. Gene Ontology annotation, cellular component: mitochondrial small ribosomal subunit. The transcript has a single exon.
AUGGGAGGCAGACAGAUCCGGCCCGCAAGGGUCCUACAAACAGUCACCGAAGAGCUCAACCACACCAUCCUCGGCGGCAGAUCCAUCCCUACGCCGCCAUGGUACAACAUCAUGCAAUCCGUUCCUCCGGCCGAGACACUGGUUCGAAACGUCACCCCCCGUCUAACGGGGCCGAAAUCCAAAGCGAAAAAGCCAAGGAAUCUCUAUCGACCUCAACAGAUAAAGUAUAUUGAGGAUGGCCUGCGAACAACGUUCUAUCAAGAUCAUCCUUGGGAGUUGGCGAGGCCUCGUGUUAUUCUUGAGUCGGACGGAAAGGAUUACCAGCACUGCGAUUGGAGCAAGGGUUUGAGACAGCCUAAUAUUCCCUUGACGGGUGAAUGGCAAGUUUCUCUGGAUCCGUGGGCUGAUGGAAUAAAGCUAACAUUCUAUAGUGUUGUUCAACGGCAAUUAUGGUUGAUGGAGAAAGAGAAGCUCUCAGUGAAAAGGGCAUACGAUAUCACGCGCCGCGAAUUCUACCGUCUACGUCAAGAGGAAGAGAUCGAGAAACGAGUGGCCCUCGAGGAAGCCAAGCACGUGGGCGCUUACUUUGGCAAGUCCCGCAUUGAUGUUUCGCACCAUCUCGAGGACCGAGAGUUCGAGAACUGGAAGAUCUGGGCUGGAAAGGAGACGGAGCGUCAAGAGGCGAGUCGCAACUCGGAGAUCGAGGACUUUGGUCUUGAGGAGGUGGAGGAGGACAUCGCAGAUGAUGCGGGGCCAGAGGAGAAGGCCGAGGCUGUUGAGGGCAAGAAAUCACCUUGA